UUCUGUAUGAGCCACAAUCCGGUCGCUGCUCGAUCUCAGGAGGAUUUCCUGCGCACAGCUGGAGGAGCUUUCAGCAGCUUCAGCAUGGACUGAAUGGAUUGUAGGAAUCUUUAAGGACUAUAGGGAGCGCGUUCAACCCUUUAUCAACCAGGAGAAGCCCUGGAUCCAGUAACCCUGCCUUUUAUCAGAGGAAUAUUCAGUGAAAAUGAAGAGAAUAACGGGGAAAACCAAAGAUGCCACUCUGAUCGAGAUGACCAACACGGCGGACGCGCAUGUAGAAGAUGGUUUUGCGGUGUUGACCGGCUACAGGAAGACCUUUAUAGCAGAAAAUAAUGGUCUCCUCUCCAUCUCAGACCGAGAAACACCCCUGCCAGGCAAUCAGGAGCUUGGAACGCUGGAGCAGAAUAAAGACUCUGUGUACUUCAGAGAUGGUAAACGUCGCAUCGACUUUGUCCUGUCUUACGUCGAUGACAAGGAUGGAGACAAGAAAGCGGAGCGGAGAAGACUGUUUGAAGCCAAUCUUGAGAAGACUGGUCUUCACCUGGAGCUCGAGGAUAAAUUGGAAUCCGAUGACCGCAAGACCUACUACCUGAAGAUCCACGCGCCCUGGGAAGUCCUGGGCACCUUUGCAGAUGUGCUAAAGAUCAAGGUCCCAUUCAAGGCCAGCGACAUCCCUAAAGCACGAGAAGGGUCACUGAAUUGGCUGACGCGACCCUUCCGCCUGCCCCCGGAUAUAAUGAGUUCUGAGCCCGAUUACUUUACUGCACCUUUUGACAAACGGAAAGCGGACUUCUUCCUUAUCAAAGACCAGGAGACCUUCUUCCCCCCCUCAACCCGUAACAGGAUUGUGUACUACAUCCUCACUCACUGUCCGUACUACAAGGAGGAUCGCAAAGAAAAGGACAAGACCGGAAUAAAGAGACUGCUGAGCAACAGCACCUAUACGUCUGCAUACCCACUACAUGAUUGUCGCUACUGGAAAAAAGCAGAUCAGACUCUGUGUGAAAGUGAGAGAUAUCACCUCUAUAAGCACUGGGCUCGCUUCCUCUGCUUCUACAAGGAGCAACCGCUCAACCUGAUCAGGAAGUAUUAUGGUGAGAAGAUUGGUAUCUACUUUGCCUGGUUGGGCUUCUACACAGAGAUGCUGUUCUUUGCUGCUGUGGUGGGCGUCAUCUGCUUCGUCUAUGGUCUACUCAGCUAUGAUGACAACAUCACAAGUAAGGAGAUCUGUGACCCCACGAUUGGUGGGAAAAUCGUGAUGUGCCCUCUGUGUGAUAAGAAGUGUUCCUACUGGAAGCUCAACUCGACAUGUCUCUCAUCCUGGCAAGCCCAUUUGUUUGACAAUGAAGGAACUGUGUUUUUCGCCAUCUUCAUGGGAAUCUGGGUGACUCUGUUUCUGGAGUUCUGGAAGCGGAGGCAGGCCAGGCUGGAGUAUGAAUGGGAUCUGGUGCAUUUUGAAGAAGAGCAGCAGCAGCUCCAGAUGAGGCCUGAGUUUGAGUUGAAGUGCACCAACAAACGUCUCAACCCAAUCACACAGGAAAUGGAACCAUAUCUACCCUUGACCAGCAAGUGUGCACGCUUCUUUGUCUCUGGAGCCACAGUCCUGUUUUGGACUUGUCUGAUCGUGGCCUGUAUUAUGGGAGUGAUAGCAUACAGGUUAGCAGUGUACGCAGCGUUUGCCAGACUUAUGAAGGACAGCCCUACGAGCAAGAUCCAGCUAGUGGGGUCUCUGAUCAACCCACAGCUGGCCACUUCUGUCACUGCGUCCUGUAUCAACUUUGUCAUCAUCCUCAUCCUCAACUUCCUCUAUGAGCAUGUGGCUAUCUGGAUCACAGAUAUGGAAAUCCCUAAAACCCAUUUGGAAUAUGAGAACAAGCUGACCACGAAGAUGUUCAUGUUCCAGUUUGUAAACUACUACUCCUCCUGCUUCUACGUCGCAUUUUUUAAAGGGAAGUUUGUGGGUUAUCCAGGCAAAUAUACCUAUAUGUUCGGAAGUCAUCUGAGAAAUGAGGAGUGCGCUCCAGGAGGCUGUCUAAUAGAGCUCACCACUCAGCUGGUGAUUGUUAUGGUAGGAAAGCAACUGGUGGGCAACAUCCAGGAGGCCCUGCUGCCAUUACUGAGAAACUGGUGGAUCAGCAGGAAAGGGCGAAGCCAUCCGGAGGGCCAGUAUAGCCGAUGGGAGCAGGACCAUGACUUACAAAGCUUCAGCCAGUUUGGUCUCUUCUAUGAGUACCUGGAGAUGGUGAUUCAGUUUGGCUUCAUCACGCUCUUCGUGGCCUCGUUUCCUCUGGCUCCUCUCCUCGCUCUCUUUAAUAACAUACUGGAGGUGAGGCUGGACGCGUGGAAAUUUACCACACAGUUUCGUCGGCCGGUGGCGGCCAAAGCACGAAAUAUCGGAGCCUGGAACGAAAUCCUAAACGUGGUAGCGAUCUUGUCUGUUGUCACAAAUGCCUUCAUCAUGGCGUUCACCUCUGAUAUGAUCCCUCGCCUGGUCUACCUCUACACCUACCACCCUGGGGAAGAGGCCACGAUGGCGGGCUACAUCAACAACAGCCUUUCUGUGUAUGAAAUCAGUGAUCUAAGAGUAAAUAACAGACCAGAUGAAGAGGAGAACCCUGCCUGGUUCAAUGCCAACAUCACGACAUGCAGGUAUCGAGACUACCGCUACCCUCCGGGCCACCACCGGCAGUACACACACACCAUGCAGUUCUGGCAUAUUCUAGCAGCCAAAAUGGCAUUCAUCAUCAUCAUGGAGCACGUGGUGUUUGUGGUGAAGUUCUUCGUGGCGUGGCUGAUUCCUGAUGUGCCGUCGGAGGUGAAGGCCCGGAUAAAGCGCGAGCGACACCUGGUGCAGGAAUACCUGCACACAUAUGAAGUGGAGAAGCUGAAGAUGCAGAUGAGCCAGAGCUUCUGCGUCACCUCAGAGACCACCUCCCUGCUCCCCUCGACCCCGGACAAGCUUGACGUCCUGUCUGAACGUACCUAACAUUAGUACGGGGUCUCCAGCUCUAUCCCUGCCUGAGAUGGCAGGUAAUCAUGGACUGUUACAGAUAGUGAACCAUGAUAUACUGCAUGUAUAAUCAGAGAUCAGCUCGGACCCCUGCCGAAGAGGACGUCAAGGUUCCUCCUGGAUUCUGUGCUUUACUUUAAUCCGCAGUGCACUUAUCUGACUCCUGAGCAUGCAGUGAUCUGUGCUGGCUGGCAUGAUGUUUGGCAGGAUCCUUCGUUCGGACAGUGCGAUCUUCAGGCUGCUGAGCUGUCUAGUAUUUUGUCAAGUUGACCAAGAGCAGAAAAAGGAAAUUGUAUAUAUAUAUAUUAAAAUAUGUUGAUGAUGAUGAUGAUUAUAUGACCUUUAAAGACUGAUUUUAAAGACCACAUAAGCUUUGAUCACCUUUUUUUAUCUACUGCUGCUGUUUGCUGUUUCCUGUUUCUAAAGUUACAGUCCAGCAGUUUUAUUUUUAGCAUUUUAUAGCGUUUUUUAUUUUCCUCAUUGAUUAAUUUUAAAGAAGGAUAGAAGGAGAAGGAUUCUGAGCGCAAGAGUUUGAAGCAGGCUUCUGCUGGCUCAUCAGCACUGUUACACCUUUUAAUUUUUAUUUUAGGGAUUUUCAGUAAGCUUUACUUGGGUAGAAACACAUUCAGAGACAACUACAACUAACGUCCAUCAAAACACUCAUUCCAUAAUGAUGACAUUCAGAGUACACUGACAACUGCAAACCUCCUUUUCUUUUCUUUUUAUUUGUACAGUAUUUUACACACCUAUAAAACAGUAAAGUGUCCUAUAAUGUAAUUUACACUCACCCUGAGCACUUUAUUAGGUAGGCCUGUACACCUCUGUAAACAUGAAAUUGUCUAAUCAGCCAAUCAUGUGGCAGCAUUGUAGUGCAUAUGGUGUAAUAUAGGGCAACUCAUCCACUUGCAUAAUCAUACUCCUCAAACUAUUAAACACAUCAUAGUAGACUGCCCUGCACUUUUAACCACCACAAAUACAUUUUAUAGGGUUACAAAUAUGAAAGAACUGUUCGAAAAGAUUCCACCAGCUAAAAUACUUAAUUUUCUGGAAGUCCUUCAUACAAGAAAACUGAUUUAAGUCUGUGAUGCCCAAGUCACGAACAUUGUCGAUGCCAUAGAAUAGCCAAUAUGUUGCUGAUAUGGCACAAAACACAAACAAAUAAACAAACAAACAAACAAAAACAUACAGAAUCCACUGACUAAAUCCAGUGACAGAAUGAACAGACUUGUUGGAGCUGACAAAAAGGCUACUGUAACGAAGAUAACCACUCUGUACAAUUUCGGUGAGUAGAAAAGCAUCAAAUUUAAAGCUGUUUUAAAGUCUAAAAUUGCAGAAGACCACAGUGGGCUCCACUUCUGUCUGCCAAGAACAGAAGGCUGAGGCUGCAGUGAGCACAAGCUGAAGCUAAAAUGGGACGUAACAGUAUUACGUGUUGGUGAAUCUCUGAGGAAUAUGUGUUGAGGAAAACCGGUAUUAAGGUCAGAAUUUGUUGCAAAUUGUUGCUUAAAGUCAUUGACCCGAUCUUCCUUGUGUCCAGGCUUGCCACAUUCUAUUUGAGUGUUUUUGUUGACCAUCCCUUUAUGGCCACAAUUUUACAACUUCCUACCAAUGGCUACGUCCAGCAUUAUGAUGUGAUGUGUCCCAAAGCUAAAGUCAUCUAAAACUGAUUUCAGAAACAUGGCAUUGAGUUUCAUAUUGUUAGAGGCAGAUCUUAUCAGCCACCAGAUCUGAAUCCAGUAGAACCCCUUUUUGGGAAAUCUGCAGGGACUGUGUGAAGCACGCAUGUUAACUUGUUGUAGAUUACAUUUUUUGAUGAAUCUCUGAGAAAUAUUUAUUGAGGAAAAUAGAUAGUAAGGUCAGAAUUGUUUCUGAAAGCCAUUGACCCAAUUUGUCUUGUGUCCAGGCUUGUGAAGAUGUUUUUUGGGAAUAUUUUCUUGGUACACAUUGCUUGUAUGCCAAGUAUUUUUGUUGAUCAUGUGCAGAAUUUUGCCCCUUUUUUUUUUCUUUUUUUAACCAAUGGCUAUUUCCAGUAUAUUGAUGCAUUGUGUCCCAAAACAAAAGUAAUCUAAAACUGGUUUCAGGAAGAUGGCAUUGAGUUCCAUAUUGUUAGAAGCUAAUCUUCCUAGCAACCAGAUCUGAAUUCUACAUUUUCUACAUUUACGGCAUUUAGCUGACGCUCUUAUCCAGAGCGACUUACAAGGUUAUUUUUAUUACAGAGUUGGGUCAAUGUAGUGUUAGGAGUCUUGCCCAAUGACUCUUAUUGGUGUAGCACAGCAUCCAGUCACCCAGAGCAGGAAUUGAACCUCAGAAUCCAGUAGAGCACUUUUUGGGAAAUCUGCAGGCUUUGUGUGAAGCACUCAUAUUGAAGUGAUGACGUCUGGGAGCAAAUUAAGGACCUACCCAGGACUAGUAUAAUAUUAUAAUGAGAACAGUGUUCCUAAAAAUAAAGUGCUUUGGUGAGUGUAUGCUGUGGGAAUCAGAUUUGGAUUUCUUUUCGAUGGGUUCAGUUCAUGACUGAAAUUUUGCCUCAUGAUACACCAAUAUUAGACACUGUAUAUACAGUUUGUAAACCCUUUAGAGUUCUUUUCGUUUUUUGCAUAAAUAUGACCCAACACAGGUCCUAAAAGUAGAUAACGAAACCCCCAGUUUAACAAAUAAGAUAAACAUAUAUUAUAUUUGUUCAUUUAUUUAUUUAGGAAAAUUAUCCAAUAUUUAAUAUUUGUGAGUAAUAAAAGUAGGUGAACCCCUAGGAUUAGCUAGGGUUAAUUUGAAGGUGAAAAUAAAGUUGGGUGUUUUCAACCAAUAGGAUGUCAAUCAGGUGUGAGUGGGUGGGGCCUGUUCAAAGUCUGCCCUUUACAUCCCAUAUUUGAGAGUGUAUCAUGAUAUCUGAGGAUAAUGAAUGUCCAAGGAUAAUUAUUUUGUUUCAUUUGAUUAAUUCGGCUCUCUUUAUCUACUUUUAGAACUUAUGUAAAAAUCUGAUGGUGUUUUAGGUCAUAUUUAUGCAGAAAUAUUGAAAAAAGGGUUAAAAAAUGCAACAUUACCAGGCUGUAGUUUUAAAUCUCUUAACAUAUCUAAUUUAUUUAGGCUGUGUGGACAUGUCAAUCCAGAUUUUUUCAAAUUAGAUUUGAGUCACUUUUUCAUGUGUGGUUCUGGAUCAGAUAUGUAUCCGAUUUGUGGGAAAAGCGAACAAUCAGAUUGGAUAGGGCAGAUUUGUUUACAUCACAGAGAGAUAUGGGGCACAUACAUUUAUUAAUGUGAACCAUCAAGAACAAGCCAAAUCUGAUUGCAGCAAAAAAUUGAAAGGAUUUGUGAGGCUUGUUAUGUGUUUUUUUGUGGUUAUUUCUUAUGGUUUAUUUCUUAUGUUCCAGCACUUUUUUCCCUUAGUUUCAUAUUAUUUAAAACUGUUAUACCACACUAAUGUGAACAGAAGUAAUUAGAACUGAUUUCUAAUAGCGUUUCAGAACAACAGGCCUCUUCCAAACGGUCUUAUCUAAUCAUGUGACUUUUUUUUUGUUUGUUUUUUUUUGUUUCAUAUCAUGCUCCUGUAGCUAAUUAUCUUGGGAAAUCUUCUGAUCAUUAAGCUGUCAGAGCUUGACAUUAGGAGUAUUUUAUAUCAACAUAUAUAAACAUGAGCCCCUUUUAGGCAUGCAUAUUUUAUAUAUGUUAAAAAAUACAAAGGUUUUGCUGAAGUUAUUGUUUUUUUACGUAAUUGCACUGUAAAGAUUGUUGGUGACUAACAUACAUCAGUUCCACUAUAUUGGUUGAUUUUUCUUUUAUUUUGGCUCAUAAAAACAAUCUCAUAAACAAUCUCUGUAUAUUUGGAUUUAAGAAUCUAAAGUUGGGUAUUAACUUUAUAAAAAAGUAUAUCUGUUUUAUGUCUGUUCUUUUAUAUUUCUAUAUAUGGUAUUGUAGUCAUAUCACCUUCUUUUCUUUUAUGUUUAACAUAAAGACAAGGUUUAAGCUUUUCCCUAUUAUCAAACAAAUAAGUGUCCCCUGUAUGACUUUUAAAUAGUGUUCUGUAAAUCUAAGUAGGUUCUAAGUAUAUAUAUAUAUAUAUAUACUUAUAUAAAAUGAAGAUGAGAUGUUUGUAAACUUAAUCAGUUGGCAAAAAAAUAAUGUGAAUCUCAGGCUAUAAUUAAUAUCCCAAUCAGGACGGAGACGUGUUUUGUAUUUAUUUCUUUAAAUUCGGGACCACAAGACCGAUGUCUGUCUGAAUUUGCCUUAAAAAUAAAUGUUUACUGUUGUGAAGUUAUGCUUUUUUAAUUUAAACGAUGGUGCUAUUAGCUAUUAGCUAUUUUUGUCUCUCUGUAGUAAAUGCACCACAACUAUUUGUCCUUAAAUGUUUACAGCAGCGUCCUCAUGUUUGAGUUGCACGACUCCUUGUGAAAUUUCUCUAUGCGUAUUUCUUUUUUUUUUUUAAUUAUUCAGAAAAAAACAGCAAUCAGUCUUUAAUAUGCAUUCCAUUGGAAAUGUGCCAAAACUAAAUAAAACACAUUUGGAGAACUGA
Astyanax mexicanus (Mexican tetra) is the source of this 7517-nucleotide messenger RNA. RefSeq names its product anoctamin-5. The transcript is spliced from 21 exons. The record is from RefSeq and is a predicted model, not a curated record. Gene Ontology annotation, cellular component: plasma membrane. Bases 206 to 2986 code for a protein of 926 amino acids. NCBI's taxonomy places the organism in Eukaryota, Metazoa, Chordata, Actinopteri, Characiformes, Acestrorhamphidae. Gene Ontology annotation, biological process: chloride transmembrane transport. Gene Ontology annotation, molecular function: chloride channel activity; protein dimerization activity.